Messenger RNA from Penicillium maclennaniae, 396 nucleotides. Its product is annotated as Dabb family protein. The record is from RefSeq and is a predicted model, not a curated record. Lineage: Eukaryota; Fungi; Ascomycota; Eurotiomycetes; Eurotiales; Aspergillaceae. The transcript has 2 exons. Bases 1 to 396 code for a protein of 131 amino acids.
AUGUUCCGCACACCUCUUACCCUCCUCAAACGCACCAUGUCCACAUCAUCCACAAUGGCUCCUAUCGAACGUAUCACCCUCUUCAAGGUCCCCAAUGAGGCAGAUCGCCUCCGUCUACUGGAGCAAUACAAGGUUCUUGCGAAGACAGCGACUAAGGCAUGCACUACUCACCUUUCUGAUCGAGAUGGCAAGCCUUACAUCGUCGCUGCUGCUGUCGGACAAUCGUUCGAGGAUCCCCGGAACAAGGGCUAUAAUAUCUCGGUGAAGACGACUUUUGCUUCGAUGGAGGAUAUGAAAUAUUAUGAUACGGAGUGUGAGGCUCACAAGGCGUUGAAGGCUGUUGCGGGGCCUAUGAAAGAGGAUGUCUUGACGACUUAUUAUGAAAAUGUGCUUUAG